AUGGCCAAGGUCUUCGAUGCCGCAGAAGUUGCCAAACACAACACUCGCGAAAGCUGCUGGGUGAUACUCUACGGCAAGGUCUACGAUGUCACCGAUUUCUUGUCCAGCCACCCCGGAGGUGCGAAAAUCAUCCUGAAGCUCUCCGGCACCGAUGCGACGGAGGAAUAUGACCCUAUUCACCCCCCGGGAAUCCUGGAGGAGGAACUGAAGCCCGAAGCAUGCCUUGGAACUGUCGAUGCCAGCACUCUAGCCAAGGAAGAACCCGCCGCGGAGGCAUCGGAGCCAGUACAAGGUCCUCCGCCCGUGGAGACUCUCCUCAAUCUUGACGAGAUCGAAGAGGUGGCUACGAAACAAGUGACUCAAAAGGCAUGGGCGUAUUACUCGUCUGCCUCGGACGACAAGUUCUCCAAACAAUUCAACAAUCGAAUUUACCAAUCCAUCCUUCUCCGUCCGCGGGUCUUUGUCGAUUGCACCCGAUGUGAAUUGGACACCACCGUUCUCGGCCACAAGGUCGGAUUGCCCUUUUUCAUUGCCCCCGCCGCUAUGGCGCGUCUAGGCCACCCUGCCGGUGAGGCGGGCAUGGCUGAGGCAUGUCGUAGCUUCGGCGCCAUGCAGAUCAUCUCGAACAAUGCUUCUAUGACCCCCGAGCAAAUCGUCAAGGAUGCCGCACCCGAUCAGGUCUUUGGCUGGCAACUAUAUGUUCAAACUGACCGCAAGAAGAGUGAGGCUAUGUUGGCCCGCAUCAACAAGCUCAAGGCAAUCAAGUUCAUCGUCCUCACGCUCGACGCACCGGUCCCAGGAAAGCGGGAGGAUGACGAGCGCAACAGCUUGGUCGGUGCAGCUGCUCCAGUUUCGAGCGGUGUGAAGGCGGCCGAACGUACAUCAGACGACACCCCUGAUGUUUCUGGAGGCUCUGGAGGCGUCGGCCAACAACUGUUCGCCGGUACCGAUCCCUCCCUGCGCUGGCAUGAAACAUUGCCCUGGCUCGCUCAACAAACCGACCUUCCCAUCGUCUUGAAGGGUCUUCAAACCCAUGAGGAUGCAUACAUUGCCUCAUUGCACACUCCACAGGUCAGGGGAAUUAUACUUUCCAACCAUGGCGGUCGAGCUCUGGAUACCGCACCGCCUGCUGUACACACCUUGCUUGAAAUCCGAAAAUACUGUCCUGAAGUUCUCGAUAAACUAGAAGUCUAUGUGGAUGGCGGUAUCCGCCGUGGUACCGACAUUGUUAAGGCUCUUUGCCUGGGCGCAAAGGCAGUUGGUCUCGGCCGGGCUGCUCUCUGGGGUCUCGCAGCCGGUGGCGUUGAUGGUGUUCGUCGGACGUUGCAAAUUCUGGCAGACGAAAGCAAAACCUGCAUGCGACUACUUGGUGUCGAAAACGUCAACGAGCUUGGUCUUCGACAUAUCAACACGCGAAUGGCCGAGCAUCAAAUCUACGACGGGCCAUCCAGUCUGGAUUCUUUGCGGCAAUCGUUCAAAGCGAAAUUGUAA
Penicillium waksmanii is the source of this 1491-nucleotide messenger RNA. RefSeq names its product FMN-dependent alpha-hydroxy acid dehydrogenase. The coding region runs from base 1 to 1491 and encodes 496 amino acids. Gene Ontology annotation, molecular function: oxidoreductase activity; heme binding. The transcript is spliced from 5 exons. NCBI's taxonomy places the organism in Eukaryota, Fungi, Ascomycota, Eurotiomycetes, Eurotiales, Aspergillaceae. The record is from RefSeq and is a predicted model, not a curated record.